Strongylocentrotus purpuratus (purple sea urchin) is the source of this 2675-nucleotide messenger RNA. RefSeq lists its product as uncharacterized. Gene Ontology annotation, cellular component: membrane. Bases 216 to 2675 code for a protein of 819 amino acids. NCBI's taxonomy places the organism in Eukaryota, Metazoa, Echinodermata, Echinoidea, Camarodonta, Strongylocentrotidae. The record is from RefSeq and is a predicted model, not a curated record. Gene Ontology annotation, molecular function: G protein-coupled receptor activity. The transcript is spliced from 2 exons. Gene Ontology annotation, biological process: cell surface receptor signaling pathway; G protein-coupled receptor signaling pathway.
AAAUAUCGGUAUUUACCGCCCAACCAUGAAUUGAAUACCCUUUCUGCAUCUUUUGAAUCGUUUAAUUUGUAAUGAAUGAAUAAAGAUUCACAAUUAAUCAAUAUGAUUAAUACUGAUGCCUUAACACUUUUUCCACAGGGAUUGUCUACGCGCAUUACUGUGUUGAGGAGUUCUGCCUUGGUGGCGAAGAAACGACUGUAUGUAGUUGCGAUGACAUGUGCCAAUUCUUUGGUGAUUGCUGUCCAAACUACCCUCUGCCAAUCUCCAGCGGGACUCUGUCAAACGAGACUCUGUCAGCCGAGACUAUAUCAAACGAGAAUCUAUCAAACGAGACUCUAUUAGACCUUGACGUAUGGGAAUGUAUCGUUGAUACUUUCCUUCCACUAUUCUACCCAGAGCUCGGACAUGGUUACAGGAUGAUUGCUAGGUGCCCAUCAGGAUGGUCUUUAGAGGAGGAUGUCAAACGAAACUGUGAAGAGGUUCCUCACAAUGGAACUAUAGAUGUUCUUUAUAUUUACCAGGACACGUACUUUAGAAACCUGGGCUGUGCUACUUGCCAUGGGUAUGAAGAAAGUUCCUUGACAGCUGUUGUCAUUUCAGCAGACCAACAAUGUUCGUGGGGAUAUAAUAAUACCCUUGAAUGCAUGACCCCAAUGCCCACAUUACAGUCCAACGUUUCGAUGAAUACCAGCGGAUCUGAUAUAGAUAUGUCUACUGUUCAAACUAUCCCAAAACCUCGACUUUGCCUCGUGAAUACAACGGAAAGUUGUCCAAACGGGACUAAUGAACAGAUAUCCCGCGAGUGUCAGUAUUAUUACAAACCAUUCAUUAGUGAAGGUGUUGUAAGUAAGCAUCCUGCAUGCAGUAAUUGCAAUGGAGGUUCCUCUGUCAGAUGUCCUAUAGAAAUGUCUGUUGAUUUUUCAGAUAGAAUUGCACAAGUAGAAUCAAUGGAUCGAGUUGAUGUAGGAAUAAUUGAAAUUUUUAAAAUACCCAAACCCAUCAUAACCCUAGCAUGCAUUGAAGGAUUUGAAUUGGAUGAUAAUGGUGACUGCGCUCCGAUAUCAUCCGAUUGGCCCGUCUGUCAAUCCAAUCAUUUUGGAGUCAAACAAAGUAACGGAACUGUAGAGUGUUUAGAAGAGAUGUUUUGUUUCAGGGAGGUGACCAUAGACAAUAUUACAACAUCUGUAAUACUUCCACUACCUUGUCUAGUAAGGUCUUCAACAGACGUGGUUAAUGAUACUAUAACAUUCAGCUUGAUUUACAGAAAUGACAUGAACCCAUCUCUUGAUAUAAUCCAGAGAGACAUCAUACAUCGACUUCAAACUCCUAGCCGAGACGAUUGCAAGGACAUAGUAAUAUCAGCUAGUCAGUCCUGUUAUGUCGAAGACAACCCUGGAAACAUAACACAUCGUUGUCCCGAGGAAAUGUUUGUUGGAUACUAUUUGGAUUUUACGCCUUCUCUUAUCAACAACGAGUCUCUUAUUUUCUUCAAUGGAACUUAUAUUCGUCCAAAAUGGUGGAGUAAUAUCACCAACAUGCAGUUCAGCAAUGCCAACGUCUCGUCAGAGUAUCAGUUUGUUGUGUGUGGGACCGAGAUUGUUCUCCAAACCUGCUCUUUCUUCACGGUUUCCAAUGAUUCCAUUGAAUGGGACUACCAAGAAAACCAGUCUGUUAUUCUGUAUCAAGGUCAGAUGUACGACACAGAGGACAUUCUGAUUCAUCCCGAUGGUUCCAUAAGCAUCUGCUAUAUUGAUCAGGUCACACCCGUUGAUAGGACAUUGAUGAUCCUAGGACAUGUUCUCUUUGCCAUAUCAUCAGUUUUUCUCUUUGCUACAUUGAUUACUUACGUUGCCUUUUCUACCUUGCGGAAUCGUCAAGGUGUAUCCAUAAUGAAUUUCAUUGUUGCGUUGUUCCUUGGACAAAUCUUCCUUCAGUACAUACGUCUUUCAGUCUCCCAGUUGGGAAUACCUUGCAUAGUCGUUGCUGCGUUAUCCCAUUUCUUUUUCCUUGCUUCGUUUGUUUGGACGACUAUCCUUGCUUGGGACCUGAGUCGAAGCUUCGCAGCAAGUAAGAUGAAAUCGUUUUCAUCUAGCUCAUUUGGUCGUAAGAUGGUGGCUUUUCUUGUUAUUGGAUGGGGCACUCCUCUCGUCUUUGUCUUGAUCACUUUGGUACUUCAGUUUGGAGGAUUUCAGAAUGGUCCUUUAUUGGAAUACGACAAUAGUAGAUGCUGGCUUGCCAAACUAUCUAGCAUAGUCAUGUUCUUUGUUCCAAUGUCUGUAUGUCUACUUUCCAAUCUCGUGUUUUUUGUCAUCACGGUACAUGGAGUUCAUUCUACCAAGAAAACAACAUCGGUGCUAAAAUCUGGCCAGGACUCUCAAUUCAAACAAUGGGCGGUUGAACUCAGAAUAUAUGUCAAGAUCUCAGCUCUUCUUGGAUUCGCCUGGUUAUUUGGGUUCUUAGCUAUGGUCAUCGAUGUCCCCUUUAUGGACUAUCUCUUCGUCAUCGUCAUCAGUCUCCAAGGCGUCUUCAUUUUUAUUUCAUUUGGUGCCAACAAACGAGUGAAGAAACUCUGGCGAACAUCCAUGGAUAACUCAACGCUGUGGACGACUCUUUCUCGGAGAGAGUAUUCAAGAGGUCGAAGUAGCACCGGAACACAGGAUGGACAUAAACCUUAG